Molecule: messenger RNA, 1977 nt
Organism: Laccaria bicolor S238N-H82
Lineage: Eukaryota; Fungi; Basidiomycota; Agaricomycetes; Agaricales; Hydnangiaceae
Exons: 14
Coding region: 1-1977 (658 amino acids)
Biological process (GO): regulation of DNA-templated transcription; DNA-templated transcription
Cellular component (GO): nucleus
Molecular function (GO): DNA-binding transcription factor activity, RNA polymerase II-specific; zinc ion binding; transcription cis-regulatory region binding
Source: RefSeq, a predicted model, not a curated record
AUGCCUGCACCGGCAAUCGGCUCUCGCCUCUUUCAUUUCUCCAAUCAAGUAGACGACGAGGAUAACGUUGAGACAUAUGAUGAACGUGAGAACCGGCGCUUAUCUCAACCAAACGCCUCGUAUUCCAAGCUACCUGGAGCCUGUGUUGACUGUAAAUCCGUCAAGGUUAGGUGUGAAUACGUGCAAGGUGAACGUAAGUGCAAGCGUUGCCAAGCCAAACAUCUUCCCUGUCAACCCCGCGAGCGCAAAAAGCGCAAAGCAGCCGAUACCCAUGAAGAAUUACAGAAAAGGGCGCUACAACAGGAUCGUCAGAUUGAGGAGCUAUUGCUUCAGUAUGAUAAGCUGAAGAAAGAGCAGAAAAUAAAGGAAUGGAUGUCAAGGCCAUUGCCGACCCCCGCUAACGGUAAUCCCGGACAAUGCAUCAAACGGAAGGGGAGAUAUUCUGACGCCACGGCUGCCUAUUACUCUGCUGGCCAUGCACAUCGACUCAAUCCGCCAGAGAUAGUCAAACACUGCUCGCUAUACCCCGACGAUAUCACAGAGCUCUUUGCUAUCUUCUUCGCGCGAAUAAAUCCCUACUUUUCCAUUCUCGAUGAAGACUUGCACACGCCAAAACAUCUAAUCUGGAGCUCUCCGUUUCUCUUUACUGUUAUCUGUGCCGCCGCAUCUCGGUAUUAUACUGCUCGUCCUGACGUCUAUCUCCUGGCUAUGGAUAUUGCGCGGGACACUGCUGGCAAAGCCCUGGUUGAGGGAUAUAUUGGUGUUGAUGUAUGUCAGGCAUAUUUGAUAUUGGCCCUGUAUCCUGUACCGAAGAAAAGAUGGGAAGAGGAUCGAAGUUGGUUGUUGAUGGGCGUCGCCAUUCGGAUGGCCAUGGAGCUUGGAUUAAAUCAACCACCUCCCGAUCCUUGCGAUGGGCGCGAAGCUUUAAAUAGGACAAGGACGUGGCUGAAUUGUUAUUGCGUCGACGGCUCUCAUGCCAUUCAAUUUGGAAAGAUGCCCAUGCUUCCACUGGAUGACUACCUUGCACGGACCUCACGAAACUGGUACAAAUCGUCACCGAUGAAUACACCAUUCGAUGUCCACCUGUGCGCCUAUGUUCAAAUAAUUCUCAUCAUGGCGCAGUGGAGACAGGCAAAUUCUGCUUGCCUCAAACAUCCAGGCUCAAAGGACUUCGACAUCGUCAAGACGGCGCUCCAAUCUCAAGAAAGACUCUCUCAAGAGAUGGCACACUGGGAUGCGGCAUACGCAAAAGAGUUUUAUUUUAUGCCACUCCCAAUUUGUAACUACCGUGGAAACACAACACGAAUGAUAACCGCCUAUUUGAAGCUUGUCGUUCUCUCCGUCGGCUUCCAACAUUCUGCGAAACGAGGGCUGUCUCGGGGCUGCGAAGUUGUCAUGAAAUCUAUCGCGGCAGCACGCAAUGUGAUUGAUAUCAUUAUUGAACAUUUGGCGCCAACUGGAUAUUUACGUUAUGCUAUGGAUGCUAAUUUUCUAUACGUGUCGUUCGCUGCGGCCUUUCUUAUCAAUCUUCUGCGACCAGAACUCUUACCCCUACUUGACGAGAAUCAACAACAGCAGAUAAUAGUCCUUGUCAAUCGUCUGAUUGGCAUUUUGCGUUCGGAUGACGUUGCCUUAGACGGUCGACACACUCCCGCCCUUUACUCGCGGUUCCUUUCUUCAUUGCUGGAGCGGCAUCAUGCUACUCCCAACAAAUAUGCGUCGCAGUAUCUGAGUACUGAUCCUGGAUUUUUGACGUCAUCCCAUGACUACCGCGAGUUUACUCAGCCCAACGUCCACUGUUGGCCAGAUGUUGGACAAGCACCCGGCAACUGGGCGUUGCCCGAAAUGUCUAUAGACCAUAUGGAUUUCAGCUUGACACAUUUCAUUAGCGCAGUGUCCCAAGAUCCCGGAAAAACAUGCGAUGUUCAGAUUGUCGAUUCGAUGGAAAUGUGGAGGACGUGGGAUAUAGAGUUUUGA